Messenger RNA from Nylanderia fulva, 14853 nucleotides. The record is from RefSeq and is a predicted model, not a curated record. NCBI's taxonomy places the organism in Eukaryota, Metazoa, Arthropoda, Insecta, Hymenoptera, Formicidae.
UAGGUUUCCUAUUUUAUCCAUGAUAUAAAAUGUCAGUGGUUAUGCGUUAUCACUAUUCGUUCCUAUUCAUCGAUGACAAUUCUGAUAUAUUUUCGGGUCGCUGCAAAAUGAUAAACAUAAAAACAUGAAGAAGAGAUCUCGCACGUCGACGUUUCGAUGCACUUUAUAUCCGAGUGAUUAAUAAAGAAAAAAAUACAUAAAUUGAUAUGAGCAACAAUUCUUGAUUUAACUGGCGGAGGGAAACAACACCAUCAUGGGGGAAAUCGAAGGAUACAAUGCUACAAUCUCAUCUUUCUCUCAAGAGGCAGCCAAGACUGUCUGGAAUAUUUCCAGUCAUGUCAUCCUGGAUGACCUUAAAAUGGACAGCAACUUCAUAUGGUUGCUGUGUUCAUUAGUAUCCGCCAUAUCUUGGAUUGUUUAUAUUGCUUAUUAUAAUAGCAGAGUGGCUGGUUAUAUUUUAACAAAAUUAUUAAAUCGAUUUGUCAUUAGAGAUGGAUACGUUAAAGUUGGUUCCUUCACACUAAGUGCAUUAAGUGGAAAAAUAAUGUUCAGGGACAUUGAUUACAUUACAAUGGAUUAUAGCUUUAGAAUCCAGGAUGGCUGGCUUAUAUUCAGAUGGUGGAGAAGCUACGUUCCCAAAGACGUAUCGGAAGAUCUUUCACACUCUGAUACACGAUUAUCGGUUAUGCUAAAUGGUUUUGAGUUACAUGUGUACAAUCGCUGUCAACUUUACACACAAUUGGAAAAAUCUUUUGGUCUUUCGCCACAAAUGUUUCCCGAUGAAGAGGAUCAUAAUGUAAAUAUGGACGAUCAAGAUGGGGAAUCUAUAAAUAAUGCAGCCAACGAAACUCGUCAUUCACAAAUCAAUGCAAUCGAUGUAUCUCGUCAUGUAGAUAACAUCAGAAAAAAGGAGGCUCAUGUGAUCGCUCGUACUUGGAGAGAUCUGAUACCAGUUAUCAAACUAGACAUUUGCACAGGAAGGCUGGUAUUUGGUAAUCGCCUGGUACCCACUACGCUCUCCAUAACUGUGGAGGAGGCGCAUUUUGUAUAUUCCACAAAACCAACGGCGUCCAGGCACGAUCAUUUCAUGCACUUCACCAAGUGUAAGGCGGAGAACUUCAAAGUGAUUUUGGCCCCGAGCCCGAAGUACACCGGGAUGGUUGACGAUCCGCCCAGAUACAUGGGAGAGGGUUUCGUGAUUCUAAGUUCGAAUAAUAUAGAGGUUUAUUAUUAUAUGGACGAGCCGGGCGUCGUACCGGAACAUCCCGAAAUGAUACGACUGGUGAACGGGGACAUGGUUGAGGCGAUGCCUCCGAUCUGGGGCAUCGACAUCAAGUGCGGAAAGGGUACUGACUUCAGUUACGGUCCAUGGGCCGACAGGCAGCGAGAGCAUUUAUUCAAAUUCUUCUUUCCCAAUAAUUACCAACCAUUGAAGAUCACCAAAUCACCCAAACCAGGGGACAAGAGACAGGUUCAGUCGUUUGAUAUCAGAUUGUCGACGCUGAAUGAAGCGACCAUCGAUGUACUCUUCAGUAAAAACAGAGAGACCAAUGCUGUUCAUGUGAAUGUAGGGCCAGGCUCGUACUUGGAAAUUACAAUGCCCUGGAUAGUAUUACAGGAUGGUUACACAACGAAGAUAACGGGUCAGCUUCUGCACCUGGAGGCCACGACUAGUCUGCAGUAUCGCAGUCUGGUCGAGAGCGAGACCCUGGAAUUUGGAGUUAAGUGUCAUUAUCCCAUCAGAUGGAACGAUCAUCAAGAGUGGACGCUGAAUUUAACCGGAUGCAAGGCUACUGCUAAUUUGGUCUACCUGCACAAAGACUUCUUUCAGGAUAUGAUCAACGACUGGGCGAGCAAAGCAAGGCCCGACAUCCUACACUUCGUCCCAUACACCUGGAAAUUUAGUUUACUCUUGAAGGAAUUCGAACUGAUCACGAUCUGCAACGAGUACAACUGGAUCGACUGCUCGUCCCAGAACCAGGAGAACGCGCACAUCGCCUUCUGCGGGGAGUGCUUCGAUCUGUCGUUUGAUCUUCCGUUUGUGGACUUCCUACCUGUUACAAUACCACUGCGUUUCUGGAUCCAAGGCGAGAGCGUUGAUCUCUCCUUUUAUUUACCGGAGGUCAACACCAAUCGUAUUAUUUUACUAGCGUUGGAUAAGAAUGCGAAGAUCAUGACGCGCGACGGGUCUCACAAGCACUUGCACGAGUUGAACAGAGGCAAGAAGUGGAGGAACUUCUGCCAGAAGGAAUCAGGCUGGGUCGAUUGCUGGUCUGUACCAAUUGUAGCGCUGAGUAUCAACUAUACGUAUCACUUGUGUCCACCUCUGGGUCCCACUCCGCAAGCGAAUAUCACCACUCCGGAGAAGGAGGAGAUCCUUCUGUCUCCCAUGCGAAUUCCCAAAUGUAGGAAAUCACCGGGCUUGCAGUGGGCGAGAAGCGGGGCGCAGAAGUUCGACCCGCAAUCCAUAGCACCUGACAAAGUCAGUUUGGAGCUUGAAAUUGGGCCGUCCGUGCUGAUUCUCUACGGCUCGCUGCUGAAGAACUUCAUGCACCUGAAGGAGAACAUAUUCGGGGAUUAUCAAACGUUCACCGACAUGCAACAGAGCAGAGCGAGCUCGACGCCGAUCAACGCGGAAAGGAGCAAGGACAAGGACGUGCAAAACAGCAGCGUUGAGGUGUCCAUGGAGGAUGAAGAGAUCAAGUCCAAACCGUUUGAUCCUAGGGAUUACAGACCCCUGGAGGUGACCGUCGGUGUCACCAUGCACGACAUUCAGGCACAUCUGAUCAAGAAUUGCAACGAGGACGACCCGUCCUGUCCGAUUAUCAUUCUGGAACGCUUCGGGUUUGAGAUGAGGAAGAGCUACAAGGAGACGCAGCUGCAGUUGUUGCUCUCUCCUGCUAUUGCUCUGCUUACGGAUAACGUGGUGAGGUCGAAUAAAGAGCGUCAUUUGAAUCAGGGGCAUUUGAUGCUGAGUGCGCUGCAAGUUAGAGGACACGCUAUGUUCAGCAAUGAGGGACGGAGCCUGGAUCAGGAGACGUUGGAGUACGCGUGGCUGAUUGAGGUGCAAUUGGGCAAACUGAGCGGAAAGAUCACCUCCCCACAGCUGCAUCACUUUGUUACGUCGUUGGAGACCUUCUUGUUGAUGGCGAAAAAUACUGAAAACAGUCUACGUCCACCCAAUUUACCGUUUCAAUGUCAUCAUGGUCUCCCUCCGCUGCAAUGUCCAGAAAGCGAUGUUGAUAAACAUUAUAGAUGCCCGAGUUCUGAGGAUAUAAAGUAUCGAAUGACGAGGAUAUCCAUAGACGCCGUUGAUCUGUAUCUGCAAGAAGCAGGUACCGCUGUACAAUUUUGGGUAUCCCCGAUUCGCGUUUCCACUUGCAAUCUUCACGGACACCAAGUGAAAUCGGGCGUCACCGCUGUUCUACCCACAAUAUCGAUUCGGCAGUUUGUAUCCGCGGCGGAUUACUUCGCAAACACAAGCAACACCAAUACAACUGGCAGCGGAAGGUCCCACAAUAACGCAAGCAGCCGGAUGUCAGGUGACGGAUCGGAUAUAUGGCUCGAGGUAGGCUCGAUAUCUCUGGGUCCGGUGAUUUUGGAAGCCGCGAUUUCCCUUCCAGCUCCAGAGCACAACUUGCAUUUAGUACAAAAUAAAUAUCUGAAGAUGCAUGACGAGACGACGAAACGUUUGUGGUUCUUGUGGCCGCAGGAGAGCGGGGUGAAGGCGACAAAGUGCGGCUGCAUAGGUGGCUGCGUAUUUUUCGGUAAUAAUCGAAACGGACCGAGGUUCUUCAAGCCGAGCUAUCACGAUCUUCAGGAUGGUAUCAACAUCGCAGCCUACAGGAUUUACGAACCUGGCAAAGAGAAAGGAUUCGGGCAAUCCAUCUUACAUGAUGGACAAUUGAUAUUUCAUACACCGCCAUACAGUUUGCAAGAUAUAUCUUUACAAGACGUAUCUCAUCCUGCUACGGCAGGAUUAAAAGUAACGCUCAAUCAAGAUAGUUCGCAAACGAAGAAGGGUGUCGAGCGUCCCAAGUCUGUAACCGAUCAUAAUAAGGAAGAAAAUACUAGUACAAAGUUAAACGUUGCGAGCCCGUUGAUAUCUAGUAACGACAGGAAGCCGCUGGACAGAAGAUUUUCUUACACAUCAAUGCGAGGGCCAAAUGUGAAAGAUGUACCAUAUUCUCGUUUGAUCGACGCUAGUCCUAUAACGCAGCUACCUCAGAAACUGGAUUCCGAUUCUAAACUAAAUGUAGAACGGAGUAAAUCCAUCCUAAACGUCCCGGAGAUCGAAACUGCGCCAAAGAGCAGCGUGUCCGAUUCCAAAUUGGCUGUGGAUUACUUCACCGCGUCGGAAAAUGUGGAGACGUUCGAAUCUGCGAGCAGCCCGCAAUCUUUACCGGUGGUUCCGACCGAAUUCAACAUCUCCGCACCUGCAUCCUCGAUGAGAAAGGACGAACAACGCGAAGGAGUGAACGUAUCGGAUUCUCAUCACUCGUUGUAUGCGAGAACAAACUCGGAAGAGCGACUGAAACAGGAGGUACAACGAACGAUUUCCAUGUCUUCGGAGAAUCACUCGGAAGCGUUUUACUCGGCCGACGAGGAUGUGAGCCACGGAUUGAGCGGUAGUCGAACGUCUAGCUUGCGGCAGUCGAUCGUCGGUUCCGGUUGCGUCUUGAAUCGCAACGAUAGCAUGAAGAAGAAAUUCUCGUCGGAUCUGUCUAUCGUCGAGAGCUCGACCAACGUGAAUCACGCGGUGACGGACAAAGCGCAUACGUUGGAGAGAGCAAAGACGCAGAUACUGAGCACGAAGAGAAGCCCCAGGAUCAACAGGAACACUAGUUUUCAAAAUGAGGCUGAUCAAGUGGAAAACGGUCGCGGGAUGCAGGAUUCCUCGGACAGCCACUCGAUAUCGUCCACCAGUUUCAUUUCCGCCGUGUCGUCCCAAGAGGAUGUCACGCUUGUGAACUUGCACAUGCAAGUGAAUAAGCCGAUCGUGGACUCGCCGUUACUGAUGUCGAGUUACGUCAGUCAUCUGACGCAGGUUCGUUGUACAAAUUGGAAUCAAUCCUCGCUACCGGCGGGUGGCGACGCGUUCACCACUCCUGUAUUCCAACGCACGGAGGACGGCAGAUUGGUUUACGUCGGUGGACGAUACGUGCCGAAAUUGGAGACCGUCACCGAGGGUUUCACAUCGUUGAAGAUGAUAACACGUUCCGAUGGCUCGCCUGUCGCGGGCUCGUCCAACAAAACACCUACGCAUCCUUACUUGUGGGACGACAUAUCUUUGAACCGAACAGAAGGCGAAGAGAACAGUGCGAUGCAUAAUGAGGAGGAAUUAUUGGCGAUACUGCACGAAACUGGAUUGCGUACAACUGUCAUCGUGAAAUUUAAAGGAGACGUCGAUAUCAUGUUGAGCCCCAUGGUUCUAGAAUCGCUUCAGCGUUUCAUCGACAGUAUUAUACCGACCCUGGCUAGUCUGCAUCCAUUAACGAUCUUGAAUCACCUUCAUAAUGAAUGCAUAGGCAAGGUUGAGGAUGCGAAUAUUUUAAAGCAAGAUCAGCGUUUGUCGUAUUGGAGUCAAGUCCAAACCAGUUCAAAGCGAUCGACAGCGGAAAGAAAUCUCAAAAGCGAUCAAGGUAAAAUCGCGUUACAGACGAACGUUUAUGAAGAAAGUAUCACGACACAAGUACAAGGCAGUAUUAUUUUACCAAAGUUGAAUUUAACGUUGUUGCAAGCGUCCGUCGUCGAAGAGAUCAUAUCGUUCUCCGCGCUGGAAAAUAUCCGCGAUCUGACGUGUGUGUCGUUAUUUGCGAUUUGCCUGGACGACGUCACCGCGAGGUUUUAUCUGGGGAAACAGGCCCGCGAGGUUGUUCAAAUGUUUCACAAACCAGCCGCAUUGCCGAAUCAGAAGAAGGUGAACAAGAUCAGCAAAGCUUUCUUACCCGGGCAUCAAACUGCUGCUGUAGUGGCUGACGUAGGCGGAGAAACGGUGUACAUAGAAACGUCGGAGAAGCAACAGGAAGAGAUUCUAGUCACCUUAAAUAUCGGCAAAGCGCAUACUCAAUUAAGAAGGCUAAGAAACGAAUCUUCGAUAUUGAAGGACGCUGUUAUAACUGCUAUUCCUGCUCAUUAUUCGAAAGUAUUAUUUACUUGCACAAGAAUGACGUCUCCGCUAAAAUGUAUCGAUUAUUAUUUGCAUCAUGCAAUUGAUGACAAAGAAAAACUAAAAAAACAAACUGGAUUACCGCAAGCGACUGAAGAGUUUACUAUGGGAUGCGGAGAGGAUAGACUGGGAUUUAUCAUGUUCGAGUGCGGUCUAGAGGGAAUUAAAUUAAAAGUAGUUAAGAGAUCUCAGUUUGAGAAGAACGAAAACGGCGAUACUAAUAAGAAGAGCGAAACCGAAAUACUUUGUACGGAUAGCAUCAAGAGCCAAGACGAAUUGGACAACAAUACUGCUGCAACAGCUACUACAGAGGCGGAAACGAAGCCGACAACUGCAUCGGCCAACACUCAGAUGAAUAUGAGUGUGACAUGCAACAGUCUCACAUCCAAGGUGGCUAAUGGCAACACGGUGUCAUGCGUCAUCGAAUUGAAGACUGUCUGGUUUAAUUUCGCUGCACCCCCACGUACCCCGAUAACGAGGAAGAUCGACUAUACGAGACUGGACUGGAAUCUGCUCAGCACAGCGUCGCCGGCGAUAAACGCGUGGAUGAAUCCCAGUAACAAGUUUGCAAUUCGGAUCGUUCAUAUGUUCAGAACCAUGUAUCGGAGAUCCACCGCGAUCGUGGCUUGCCUCAUGGCCGAAGCAUUGGACGUUCAAGGAAUACACAUGCCUAUGAAGAGUCGUUAUGGAAGGUUGACACCAUUAGCAAAAACAUUACAGGAAGAUCCAUCUUGUCAAUUAUGUACUAUAUUACAGAAUUACGUUUUACUGUCUGAAAUUACAAAUAUUGAAGCUAACUUAAAAGAAUCCGAUUUACCGCUUCUUUCAACACUUCGACAGGGUGUCAUCGUAUUGAGCAGACAAUGGAAGAAUGUGCUUUAUACACCAUUAUUGUUGGAACAUAAUUACAAAACUAAACAUGUUAAACCAUUGAACGUUACAUUUGCUGUGUCAGAUCCAGAUGAGGAGAAUCUAUUAACCGAUGGAGAGGGUAGCGCGGGAGAUAUUGAUGAUCAGGAAGUCACAGAUGAAUGUGCUAUGCUCAUCCAUACGGACCAUAUGCAUAAACAUGCACAUAUCAAAAGCGGACAAGAUAAAACAUCAGGUAUAUGUGGUGGCGAUGGUUUGACGGUUCCCGUAAGCUCGCCUCGCGGGAAAGAUACAACUCCUAUAGCAACACCGGUUCCAGGCCCGGAUUCAUAUUCCUCUCCUUCUCCGCCCGUAGCUGUCGCAAAGAGAGGAAAAACGUUGCAACAGACGCAAGUACCCGCUAGUGCUCGUGCGAGUAUUGUUUUCCCUUUACUUACCAGCAGCGGACUGUUUGGUCAAACCCGAGAAGCGAAUAAUAUAAGCUAUGGGACCUUGAGAGAAGACAAGACCCCGCAAAUUCAUAUCUCGCAUUCGCAUCAGCUUGGCUCCAAUCCUAGCAUUUAUUCCGGAGGCAUAGGACACGGUAGUCAACAUAGCACUGGGAGUCUGGAACAAGUAACAUCUCCCACAAAUCAUUCUAUUAAACCUAUAAAUACAGGGGAGGAUCUGUACAGCUGGAUGGCAAAGCAGCAAGAAUUUAUAAAAGACAAUGACAAAGGAAAUUUAAAGGGAAAUUGGGUCUUUCGUACAGAGCAAAAAUCUAUGAAGGACUCAAAAAUCAACACUAUGACUACCGACGAUACCGAAGAUUCAGAUAUACAGAGCGGUGCCUUUUUGUAUCCAAUGAAAGAUUCUCUUAGAUUAUUAGACGCACAUCUGAUAUUUGAGCCACUUUUGUCGUCUUUGUCAGUUAUGCCACAACAGAUGUUAUCAGUUAUCGGAUCAGGAAAUGUAAAUAACAUGUCUUCCUUAGAUUCGUUAGGAUCGAACUUGUCUCUUGUAGGCAAUAUGGAUACGAUGCGCAUCGAUAUAGUCGUGAGCGAGUUUGGAAAGGUUAUGGAAAAGAAGAAAAAUAAUAAGUAUCAGUCAAGAAAAGAAACUAAUUCGAAGUUUUAUCUCGAUAUACCACCCGAGACGCCAGCAUUUCUGUGCGAAAGAAUCGGCGUGGAUAUUGAUGUGAAAAAAAUGGCCGAUAUGACGGUGGACGAUAUGAUACAGAAGCAAAAUGUUUUAUACAUAUCAAGGGGUCAAUUAAAGAAGCAUACUAGCACGGUGGUCAACAUUAGUUUGAAUAUCCGGUACAUAAGUCAGCAAGUGAACAUGCCUCUUCUCCGAUUAUUGCAUCAGAUAAGUAACAUGUAUCAGAACGUUAAGGAAACGCAGAUGGAGUUGAAGGAGCAACAGCCUGAACGGAAGAGAAGCGCUAAUAUAAUCGUCAACGAUACCACUGCGAAGAAUGGCUCGUCGUCGACAUCCGAUCUGCAAGAGCAGUUUCUCCUCGGUGGCAAGAAGAUGGAAGUGCCGCUGCUCGGCAGCGGCUUCGCCGAGGCCAACCAACAGAAGGUGCCGGGCACGACGGUCGUGCAACGUUCGCGGCCGCAGAGUUUCGCCCAGAAAUUACGCAGCACCGGUAAAAGCGUGAAGGGCUACAUUAAUCUGAGCGAGGGUGUUAUCACGCCCAGUUUCGGCGCGAGCCCCAGCGGAUCGAACCUGGACAAAUUCACGGAUGCGGCCCGCAAGGACAGCGGACACCUGACGCCGCGAUGCUGGAAGACGAUAUACUAUCUUCUCGACUUGUACGCGACUCGGCCGGAAACGAAGACCAUCACUCACCGAUUCUCGAUCCCGGCGGACGCGGCGGACCACGGGAAGAGCGGCAGGAAGUACGAAAUCCUGAACGAGGCCAAGGACAUCGACAUCGAGAAGGGACUGAACGCGGAGAACAAUUCCACGCCCGUCCCUCCGUCGAGAGAAUUAAACAUCGUGACGGGCGAGAGAACGAGAUUGAUCAUCUUCGGCGUCGCCAGGAUCCACAGGACCAGAUUACUGGCCACUUUGAGCGGCCUGAAGCUCGAGGCGGAGAUCACUAGUCUCCACGCCAGUCUGACCUGCCGGAAGAAGUCGCGACCCGCGAGCCUAGAGUGCAGCCUGACCGGACAGAUCGGGAGGACCAUGAUCGUUUUGUUGGAGGGCGUCGCCCCGAAUCAGCAGACGGUCGUAAAAGUCACCGUGGGAAAGUCGCAGGCGCUGUAUUCCAGCAUCACGAGGCGCCAGAAGGACAAGAACAGCGGUCUGCUGACCGUCGGUGCUGUCAACAUCGAUAUUCCGCAGCAUCCCGUAGCCCUGCACGGAAUGAUGACCAGAGGCAGCAAGCAGUUGUCGUCGACGCUCCAGGAACUAAGAGUUACCAGAACGUCGUCGAGAAUGUCGCGAGGACAGCAACAGGAUGACGUGGACGCUGUUCCGGGGAGUCCGCAUCAUUAUGCGCCAGCUCCGUCUGUGGAUCCGGAAAAGGAGAAGGGGCAGACCGUGUCGGGUCUUUUGGAGCCCAUUGUCAUGCAAUUCCACAUAAUCCUUCAAAGCCUGAGCAUAACCGCGGCGUUGUUACCGUCCCUCCAAGCCCAGUACAAGAUGGAUCAGGUGAAUAGUUCCGGCAUAACAGGCGGUAAGGCUAAGUUUACCAUAGACUUGCCCCAUCAUAAUCUGAGUUUCACGACGAAACUGCAAGUAACGGAGGCAAAUCUACCGUCCGAAGCCAGCAUCGAAUUACCUAAAGUGCACGUUUCGGCCGAAUACGUUCAAGACGGAAGCGGAAACUUGAAUGAUAGUAAAUUAGCAGAUGGUGUUGUGUUGAGACAAGGUAGCUAUUUAAGCGCAACUGCCGAUAUCGGGGUAUUUGAACAUUCCUUGACGACGGAUCUCCUAAAUCAUUUAGUAUUUGUGCAGAAAGUAUUUAUGAAAGAGGUAAAUGAGGUGGUGCAGAAGGUUUAUGGAGGCGAGAAACCGGUGCCUUUGUGGCUCGAGGACGACGAAUCCACCAACUCUACUCUGAAACGAAUCUUAUUCUCGCUGAUUAUACGUAUUAAAAGAAUUCAAUUGACCGCAACGACUCCAACAAGCUCGGCGGUGCGGCUGGAAACUGGCGCGGUCGAAUUUCAAUUAUCCAACAGAGUGCAAAAUGUUUCCGGGUCCACCCAGCCGAAUCCCUACAUGAAAUUAUUCGGCAAAGCGCAAGUUGAUAUCAACUUGAGUCUGGGACAGUUGUUGAAGAACGUCCUGUUCGAGGAGGUGGAGCCAGAAUUCCAGCAGUUCGCCUUUUUUAAUACCAGAAUCGGGCUGCGAAAUGCGUUCCAAGAGGAGAUGGCGCAGGGCCAGGACAAGGAAGUGGUCCUUAUCACCCUUAAACGCCCGCUAAUUUAUAUACAACCCAUGGCCAUCGAUAAAGCUAUACUCGUUUGGCUGAAUUACAAGAACGCGUACGAGUACUGGAACGAGAAGAGGUCUAAUUUGAAUAAGGAGGUGUUGACCGCCACCCAGCAGGUGUUCGAGAAGGUCCCGUUCGGGCAGCUGACGAGUCAACUGAGCGCGCCGCAUCUCGGAACUUUGUUCCUGCAAUUGACAGUCGACGAUAUGGGCAUCUGCGUGCCACUUAAUCCAUUGCCGCCGAACAAUUGGAGAUUGAACAGGAGUCUUUACGACGGAGAAUCGCGAGGGGCUGUCGUGGUGACGCUCGAAAACACCAGCAUAUCCGCGUGCAGCAGCGGUAGUCUGGUUAGCAAAGGAAGAUUUGUAGGAUUAUGUUUGAGAUUCGCAGAAGACUUUGAAACUUCUUUGGAUGAUUGGAAGCCAGAUAUGACUGAUAGUAAUAUAAUGAAUUUAUGUGUUGUAUCAGAAGGCACUUAUGAAGUUUGUAGCAGAACUAUUGCACAGAAACAAGACAAGUCUGAUAAUGCCAAAUGGAUCUUAAAUGUUCAAUGGCAAAUGGAAGGAGUUGAUAUUCAUCUUGAUGUCAGUGUAGGACAACAGCUGUCGGCUCUUGGACAUACAUUAACGAUGUUAACUGGUUCUGAAGAGGAAGAUGAUAUUCACGUUCCUGCGGAUUAUGAUAGCGACGAUGGAGAUCAACCGGAACAUAGCACUAGCCAGGAAAGUAUAUUAAUAAAAAAAUCAAAGAAUUGGACGGAUAAUCUACCGGCCUUUAUUUUUGAUCCUACACUUGAUGCAAAAAAGAGAUCGCAAUUGAUAGAGAAGGAAAUGAACGAGCAGGCCAAAAUUAUAAACGAUUUGCGAUCACUGGGGGCUUCGCACGGAACGAUCGAGCAAGAGAUGAAACGUCUGCACGAAUUAGAAGCAAUGGUAUUUAAAGAUUUUAGAAGGGACAUGAUUCAAAAGUUGAGGAGACAGUCGGUUAAAGCUUCCAGUAUCAAGGGUAAAUUAGGUCUUGGUAGUAAACCGAAUACAUAUCGCUCGAGAUCAUUUAUUGUACCUUCACCUACACCGGAACAUCAUUUAGAAAGCCCAGAAGACGUGAAUACGGAAAUUAAUUCAGCAAAUUCUGCUAGUUACGAGAGCAGCCCCAGAAGCGGCCCCAGUCGAUCAGCUUCCCUGCGUAUAAAGGGACUUGGUGGACCACGAGUUACCUUUAGCGAUACACAUACAAUGGGCAGGCAAUCAUCCUUACCAAGCGCUAGUUCUGACUUGAGUUUACCAGAAGGGGAAUUAGAAUGGCCAGAAACUAUUGAGAUAGAAGGAGAACGUGUUGAAUUGAGAAAGAAGACUAGAGAUACCAGUUGUACAUCUAGUUAUGACAGUAUGGAGGGAAAUGCACCAUUGCUCGAUUCAUUUGGAAAGGAGCAAGCAUCCUCGACUUCAUCUCCAUACAUCACUUCUCAGAAAGCUCAAGAACCAAAUAUAGACUUCGAACUUGAUGUCAAAGUUCUAAUUAAUAGUGGAAAAUGUGUAUUACAUACAAAAGAUCCAGGAAGGGAGGACGAAAUUAAAUUCUUGAGUAGAAUGAAGAAAGAACGAUCGUGUUCUGGUGGUAUGUUCGAAUUUCAGCAAUCCGGCAGUCCCAAUAGCAGCAGAAAACACUUGAACAGUAAAGAGAAACCGUCAGUAGCCAGCACAUCUCGAUUGAGAUAUUUGCAGCAUACAAAUGUGCCUUUGGUAGAUUUAACAAUUUUUCAUAUUCCCGGCUUAGAUGUUAAGGUUCAUUAUGAAUCCAAGACUCUUCCAGAGGAAUCGUUGUCUCCCCGUGUAUCUGCGGAAAAUAGCCUGUUGAAUCCGAUCACGAUGACGAUGCUCAGAAAAUCUAGCACCAAAAAAGCCAGCCUCUUCGCUUGGAUGACUCUGCAGAGCAUUCCGGAGGAGACUAUUAUUAGUCCUCAUAUUCUCGAAUUUCUCGAGCAAACUCUAGAGCCAAUUCCAAGCAAAAAUAACUUCCAAAGUAGCGCGCAAACGAACGCUAGUUUCCUGUCGGAAAAUACAGAGAACACGUUGUGGGCUGCCACGGCUGCGAAUAGCAAUUACGUUUAUGCCAGUUUUCCCGUCGAUGUUAUAGUAUAUUUUCAUAUGCAGCCGUCCACGUUUAGAUUCUCGUGCUUACCAGUUUCACGAGUAGAGUGCAUGCUGCAGUUACCGUCCCUGGACAUUGUGUUCUCGUCGAAGCGGGCCGAGGAAGAGCUGAUAGAGUUCCGGGAAUUCAAAUCCCAAAGCGCAUCAGGAAAGGAAACGGGUUCGGCCAUUGGUGGAUUAUCCGUCACCGGUUGUCUAGCAGAUUUCUCUGUGUACAUCUUUCAUCCCUACGGUGGCGGGAAGAAGACCGGGUUGAAGGAAGCGCAAUGGUCGCCCUUGUCGGACAGCGAGAGGAAGGAUUCGCUGAGCAUUAAUGUCGAGUUCGUAAAAUUCCACCUAUCCAGAAGCAAGAAACUGAACUUCCAAAGCGAACAGCUUAAAAAGCUCUCGGACACCAGCCGCGCCGUCAUAAGAUUCUCAACAAUCAUCGAUAUCGGAUCGGCUUCCUUUAAGUACGAUAUGCGUCGAUUAACGGAGAUCCUGGCCUUCCCGAAGGCCUGGUACAGACGCAGUAUAGUGAGACGCUUAUUCCUGGGGGACCUGAGCUCGGUCGCCGCGUACUCGGAGGGAGACGGGAGCCCUCUGUUGAACCAGGAAGAGGCGGUCAUGGGUAGCUCAUUGCUGAAACAUUACGAUAGACACACGUGCGACGCGUUGUCGAAGAGCGCGCCUGAAAGGAGUCCUGUGUUGAAUAGGGAAAAGUUGAAGCUCAGUUUGGAGAACGACCCGCCGAGACCAGCGCGAUUGAAAGAUAUUGGGAAAGCAUGGAGUUUCACUACAGACAAGCAAAUAUCAUCGGAGAUCAAAUUGAGAGAAUCUGCGUGGGAGACCUUGGUGUUAUUCGCCGUGAAUUUUACACGUUUGAACGUGCAUAUGAAUAUGGGGAACGUAAUGGGCAACGUUAGCUGGAUGACAAAAGAUUUUAGAUCGGAUGGUAGACUGUCUAUCGGCAGCACAGGUCAUAAAAAUCUGUACAUAGGUAUCGGUCUCGGAGGAUCGAGUCUAGACGCGAAAGGUGGUAUAGUCGGUGGAACAAUCGAAUUGAGUAAAAUUGAUACUUACAUAUAUAUUCGAGAGGAACCUGGAAUAGAACCUGAUCAUACAGUGGGAUUGAAAUUAUUUGCAUUAGAAUUGCGAUUGGAUUAUAUGGGAACAAGUGUGUUAAUGUCUCGAGUGUCUUCGUUGGAUGUUACUCUCAGAGAUGAGUGGAAAAUUAAUCGUAGCAGUAAUGGUGAUGCUUUUAUGCCAACACGAAGGCCUGCCAUCAUUUUCAUGCAUGGUGACCUGGGUUGGGAUCAAUUACAAAUCAUGAUCAGCAAGUCGACAACAGCUGACUUACUGAAGAUGUUUUACAAACUGGACGAAUUCUUCAGUCAACAAUUCAAGAGUAGCAAACGUGUAUUUAGCUCGUUGCAACCAAAACAUCAAAGAAUAAAUAAUAGUAGUUUUAAAAAGAGGCAGCAGAAGAAGAGAUCCGAUGGGGGUCCGUGGAGCUUAAAUCAGACUGCGAUUUCGGAUGCUAGACAUCAUAGACACUGGCAGAGGGUAUUAGCCCAAGUAGCCGGUCUUCAAUUGGGAAGCUUAAGAUUUUCCUUACCGUCAACUGGCACCGUCCUAGGAGGCACGAUGGAACUUCAUGGUUCUAACAUUAGUUUAGCAUGUUUCCAUGGAAUUAACUUCAAGAGCAAGAGUUGGGCCAUAUUCUCGCUGAAAGAGCCCUGUAUAAGCUUCGCUACUGAAGCACAAGAGAUACCAAGUGUUGAAACACCUAACACAUACGACGUUCACGUCGUGCAAACGUUAACCAUCAGCCUGGGGCAUCAGCAGGAGCAGCACGCGAGACAUCACUCCAUGGCAACUGUCUGUAGAUUAAGUCGAAGCGUUUUAUUCCCACCGCAAUUUAAAUCUUUGCAAGAAUGGUUUCAUUAUGCAUUCGCUAGCAGUGAGAUCGAUGCGGUAGAUAGAUUUCCAUGCGUCGAGAGAGAUAAGAUGGAAAGUACAUCGGUGGAUGGAAAUAACACGUCGCGUGGAAGAAGCACGUCCGCGAUAUCCCAAGCUGCAAGACAUUCGCACACCCGAGAGGUGAUAUUUGCCUUGCCUUCGUUGCAGUUGCACCUGAAAACUGAGCAUCUGACAAACUGCCAGAACGCCGGAUGUUUUAGGUAUGUAUAAGUCGAUUUUUAAAUAUAAUUGCUGUGUAAAAAUUAUUAAAACGCAUCUCUGUGUCAAUCUAUCUACUU